AUGAACUCCAUGCGGAAUGGGAUAUACGGGGAUUCCUCAUUCCUGCGAAGCAAAACAUCUUCAAGCGAAGACCCAACAACUGAGGAGGAGAAGGAGGAGGGAGGGAGAAGGGUCCUGGAAGGCAGCGGGUGCAGUGCUGGGUGGGCUGAGUCUGAGCAGAGGAAGCGGGGGACACUACUUAUAAGCGACGAACUCCAAACGUGGGACAGGAUUAAAGCAAAUCGAGUGAAGCUAAGGGAUGAUUUUGCUGUGAACUUCGAUGAGCUGGUUCGAAGUUUGGUUGGCAGAGGCGCCAUCACGUCCCAGGAUGAGACGCGAUUCCAAAAAAUACAUGAUACUCAGAGGCGAUUUGAUGAGAUCUGCGUCAACCUAUUUCGCCAGAAUCCGCAAAUAUAUGUUCCAGUCUUUCCCAAAGCGCUCAGUGAUAUUGGGAGGCAGGAUGUUGUGGAGUUCUUGAAAGGUGCAGAUGGACAACUGCAACAGGAAGCCAUUGAAAACAAAUACAAAGGAUGGAAACUCUCGGAUCUGGCAAACGUCCUGGGGAGGAAGGACGGAAGAAAUCUACCUCUCAUUUGCAGAAGCCUCCUCGAAACUGGUCAUCGACAAAUUGCAGAGGAUCUCCUCCGUUCUACCAAGGAAGACCUAACGGCAUACUACGUCGACACCGAUGUGACUAAAUAUCACAAUGAAGUGCUGCUUGCACUGGAAAGAGAAAUAAGUUUGCCGCACUUCAAGAGCCCCGUUGAAAGUAUAAAGAAAUCCGGAGGAGAGAUGGACCAAUUCAGGAGCUUGGUUGAGAGUUUGAAGAAAUCCGAAGAAGAAAGGAUGUACCAAUUUAAGGGUAUUUUUGACUGCUUGGAGAAAUCUAAAAUACAGAGGGCGGACCAGCUCCUUCUUCUUGUGAGUUACAUCCUGCUUUAUGUUCUGGGUCAGUAA
Molecule: messenger RNA, 936 nt
Organism: Darwinula stevensoni
Lineage: Eukaryota; Metazoa; Arthropoda; Ostracoda; Podocopida; Darwinulidae
Source: the annotation of a GenBank genome assembly